This is a messenger RNA of Penicillium malachiteum, 252 nucleotides long. RefSeq lists its product as uncharacterized. The coding region runs from base 1 to 252 and encodes 83 amino acids. The transcript has 2 exons. Lineage: Eukaryota; Fungi; Ascomycota; Eurotiomycetes; Eurotiales; Aspergillaceae. The record is from RefSeq and is a predicted model, not a curated record.
AUGCCCGUGUGUUCACUGAAGCCAUCAGAAGUGCCCAAGUCUUUGAACCCGAAGUGGGCUUGUUUCAAAGGCCAUGGAUUUCCAGGUGGCUUAUCUGCUGUUGACGGACAAAUCCAAACACCCUAUGUUAUUGGCAGAUAUAAACAGGAAGACAGAAUGAUUGGACCUAGUGACUACUGUGGCUCUUCAUCUGGCUCCGCAGGAUAUCUCAACAGAGAGAACACCCCGUUUACCCAUUUACAGAUAGUCUAG